UAUACACCGUUUAUGCGCGAGCAUUUUCAAGAUGGCGGCCAAACUGCGAAGCGUAUUGUACAGAAUACCUUGUUAUUCUACAUCAGUACUUAGGUGUCCCUCCAUCGUUUCACAAGGUUUCAAGACAUCAUCUUGUUCUCGUGGUUUAGAAGAAUUCUUUCCUCCUGGUGUACUGGACAAGGGGGAACUUGCUCCUGAGACUGUAAAAACAGGUAGACGAUGGAGAGCUGGAGAAUUGAGGACCAAAUCAAAUGAGGAUUUGCACAAAUUAUGGUAUGUUUUGUUAAAAGAACGGAACAUGCUUAAUACUCUGAAACAUGAGGCAAACCGACAGGGAGUACCCAUGCCAUCUCCAGAAAGAUAUCAUAAGGUGAAGAAAUCCAUGGCAGUUAUCAAACUGGUUCUUGGAGAAAGGGAAAAAGCCCUUCAAGACCUUGAGAGUCAAGUGUGGGAAUUUGAUGAACAAACAGAGUUUGAUUAUAACUUGAAUUUAGAAACAAAUAUUGGUGAAGAAAAGAAACCAGAGAUUCGUGAGGUUCAUUCUGCACCUGAACCAUCAGUGCUACGGACAUCAGAAGAUAAAACACUCAAUGAACAACCUAAAUCAAAACUACAUACUGAAAAUCAGGGAUUAUCACCAAACCUGUUGAGACCAACAUAAAAAAAAAAACAUCUUAAGAAACUGUGUGCUACUAAAAUCUUUUUUUAAUCAUCCAUACACAGUAGGCUUUAAAGCUAGAAGCUUGUGGGGCCAUGUAUCCUCCACACACACUCUUUACUAUAUUUGAAUAUUCUAUGCACACAACUUAACUCACAUGAUUUUUAUAGAGAAGGGGGGGAAAUUCCUGAGAAAAAAACUUGUGGUAUAGGAGAGAACAACACAUAAAAAAAAAAGGAAAAAAAUCAGAAAUUAUCACCAAACUUUUUCAAAGCCAACAAAACCCACUUUAACGCAGAUAGAUCAGUGGGAAAAAGAAUGAGGUGAAAAUACGGUCAGAGAAAAUAUCCUUGGGGGUAACCAAUCAAAACACUGUCCCGAAUUUAAACGUUCUCCAAUUGAAUGGACACUGUACUAUCAUUUAUCUGUACGAUAUUGAUUAUCUGUUCAUUCUGAGUUUAUUUUCACUUUCUGAACAUCAAAAGGUUGGGUGUUACAGAAAAUCCACCAACUUACGAAGAAAUAUUUAGAAUUUUCUAUAAACUUUUUCAAGACUCUAUCUCUUUCUGUUUCUUACCAACUCAUUUUAUAUUUGUAUAUAAAACGAGGUAUUUUCAUCAUUGUCUGAUCAGCCUUCAGCGAUAUAAGUGAGGUUUUCCCCCAUGUUUACCCCUGAAAGCCACAAGCUAUUAUGGGUAUGGGAAAGAAGAAAAUUUGAGGCGGUGAUAGUUUGCUCCAUAUAUAACACAAACUUAUGAAAUGAUCAAGCGAAAACAUUAAUUUUUUGUUUUGUUAUUUACAAUAAAUAUGCUGGGGCCAUUUUUGGAUAGUA
Messenger RNA from Actinia tenebrosa (Australian red waratah sea anemone), 1490 nucleotides. Its product is annotated as large ribosomal subunit protein uL29m. Gene Ontology annotation, molecular function: structural constituent of ribosome. Gene Ontology annotation, cellular component: mitochondrial large ribosomal subunit; mitochondrial ribosome. NCBI's taxonomy places the organism in Eukaryota, Metazoa, Cnidaria, Anthozoa, Actiniaria, Actiniidae. Gene Ontology annotation, biological process: mitochondrial translation. The record is from RefSeq and is a predicted model, not a curated record.